AUGAUAUGUUAUUAUAAUAAAAUAUUAUGCAUAUUAUUUACAAGUAGUAGGCCUGCAGAAGGAAUAAAUCUUCAUCUUUUUAGACAUCUUUUUCAGCAAUUUAUCGUGGAUGCAUAUGCAAAUAUAGAACAAGAUUGCCUUAACUAUUUAAAGUGUAAUCAAAAAAAAAUUCAUGCUGAACUUUAUAGUAGUCUUUAUGAUGCUUUGACAACACAAGAUAAGACAUCUAGAGAUUUAACAGCAGCUAAUAUAGGAAAGUGUCAUUAUGUAUAUUAUCAAGAUGAAGAUAUCUUAGAUGAAAUACUUCAAUGUGAUAUCACAACUCAAACUACUUUAACUGCUUGGUUUAAAGCUAAUCAAAAAUUUUCAUCUGCACAUGCUUUUACAUAUGCUGAUUUUCCUACUCAAACUGUUAAUGAUAUAAUAUAUUCUAUAUUUAAAAACACCUGUGAAGCUUUAGGUUUACUUGAAAAUAAUAAUAAAUGGGAUGAUUGCUUAAAUGAAGCUCAACAUAUACAAUCUGGAUCUUAA
Molecule: messenger RNA, 531 nt
Organism: Cetraspora pellucida
Lineage: Eukaryota; Fungi; Glomeromycota; Glomeromycetes; Diversisporales; Gigasporaceae
Source: the annotation of a GenBank genome assembly